AACAAAGUGAGGCCAUAAACAAAAGAGUGAUUACUCAUCAUAUUCUCUCUCUCUAAACAUCCCGCUUCUCUGAAUCCCUUCGGUAAUCGUCUCUCUUUCAGACUUCAAUUUUGAGGGUUUGUUUUUGUUGAUUUUAAAGAUAAUACUUUGAAAACAAAAGAAGCAACAAUUCCAGAAGGCUAAGGCUGUUUUUUGAAAGUCAGGUGAUUCAGAUUAGAGAUCCAGAUUUUUCUUUCAUUUUUUGUUUCUAUUCUCAUCAAAACAACUAAGAGGAUUUGUUUUUCUGUCCCUCGGGUUGCUUUUGGCUUUUCUGUUCUAAAGUUCACCUCGUUUAGCAUUGUUUGUGUACAAAACCUCCUGUUCUUUAGUUUUCAUAUAAGAAACAGGUUGCCUUCUUCAGCAUACUUCUCUCUCUCUCUCUCUCUCUCUAUAUAUAUAUAUAUAAAUUAUGGAAGCAGCUAGAGAUAUAUACAGUUACAGCAGUCCAGUUUUCUCAGAUCCCUCAAGGGAAGAGCUGAUGAAAGCACUUGAACCUUUUAUGAACGGUGCUUCAACUACCAAUACCUCUUCUCACUCCACUUUCUCUCUCUCAGAGACCUCUUCUUGUUCUUCCUAUUACCCACUUGACUUUUCUUGCGCUUCUUCCUCCUCCGACCCCAUCUUGUACCCUGAUUUUAGCUCAUCACCAUCAACCACACACAUGUUUAUUCAAGGGUUUUCGAGCAACAACCAUUUGGGUAUUGAGCAAACACCUUCAAUUGGGCUCAAACACCUCAACUCAUCUCAGAUCCUUCAUAUCCAAGCUCAAUUGAGUCAAUUACAAUCCCAACAACAACAGUACUUAACUUCUUUGUCUUCACCAGAGUCCUCAAUCCACCACCAAACACCAAGGAAAUUGCAACAGAAACCACCACCCUUUAGCUACCUUGGCCUAAAACCUGUCCCAAUGAAGCAAGUUGGAACUCCGCCGAAGCCGGUGAAGCUGUACCGGGGAGUGAGACAGCGGCAUUGGGGCAAAUGGGUUGCAGAGAUCAGACUCCCCAAGAAUCGAACCCGGCUUUGGCUUGGGACCUUUGAUACAGCUGAAGAAGCGGCUUUGGCCUACGAUGAGGCUGCUUAUAAGCUCAGGGGAGAGUUUGCUAGGCUCAAUUUUCCGAGUCUUCGACAUCAUUUGGGCCAUCAAUUCUCAGAUUACAAGCCUCUCCAUUCCUCUGUGGAUGCAAAGCUUCAAGCAAUUUGCCAAAACUUGGCUAAUUCGCAGAAACAGGGGAAUUCAGGGGAGCUCUGUUUUGUAACUGAUACAAAGUCCACAAUCAUUGAUUCAAUGCCAAAACAUGUCCCACAGGUUCAGAACGUCUUGGUUAAUUCAGGAAAUGGUGAAUUCGGGUGUCCAGGAUCGGAGCAUAUUAAGGUGGAGGCUUUGUCGCCGUCUUCUCUGUCCGGUGAAUCAUCGUCUGAUUCUUCACCGGAAUCCUGUAUGACGUUGCUGGACUUCUCGGAGCCAUCGUUUGAUGAAUCGGAGAACUUCAUGUUGGAGAAGUAUCCUUCAGAGGAGAUAGAUUGGGCAGCUCUCUAGUUCUCUCAUAACAAUAUGAUCCUCUUCUUUGAGUACUCCUAGUUUGGUUGUUUCUUUGGUGUUUUCAUAGCCUCUGCAAUUGGUCGUCUUGACAUUUGCAAAGGUGUGUAGUUUGUGUUCAUCUGUAAAGAAAGAUCUUUGUGUCUUGGUCUGCUGGUAUUUUUUCUCAUGCUUGACCGAGGGCGAGGGAGAAUUUGUAGUAUUGGGUUUGUUAAGAGUUGUGGAUAUAAGUGUAACCAAAGUGGCCUUUAAAUGUAUCAAGUACCUUGUCUAUGUAACUGUAAUUCUUGGUU
Molecule: messenger RNA, 1869 nt
Organism: Cornus florida
Lineage: Eukaryota; Viridiplantae; Streptophyta; Magnoliopsida; Cornales; Cornaceae
Product: ethylene-responsive transcription factor RAP2-13
Exons: 1
Coding region: 449-1576 (375 amino acids)
Biological process (GO): regulation of DNA-templated transcription
Molecular function (GO): DNA-binding transcription factor activity; DNA binding
Source: RefSeq, a predicted model, not a curated record